GACACCACAGUGCAAGCGCACCCCCAAAUCCGCCUGCCGCGCGCCACAGCUCCUUCCUCCUCCCUUCUCCCUGCCCUGAGCUCUCGUCCUCUGCGGCGGCAUUCCUCCACUGCCAACCAAGCAGGAAAUGGGGUGCAAGGCGUGCCAGAAGCCCAAGGUGCAGUACCGGAAGGGCCUGUGGUCGCCGGAGGAGGACGAGAAGCUCCGCGACUUCAUCCUCCGCUACGGCCACGGCUGCUGGAGCGCGCUCCCCGCCAAGGCGGGGCUGCAGCGCAACGGCAAGAGCUGCAGGCUGCGGUGGAUCAACUACCUGAGGCCGGGGCUGAAGCACGGCAUGUUCUCCCGGGAGGAGGAGGAGACCGUCAUGAGCCUCCACGCCAAGAUGGGCAACAAGUGGUCUCAGAUCGCGCGGCUCCUGCCGGGCCGGACCGACAACGAGGUGAAGAACUACUGGAACUCGUACCUCAAGAAGCGCGUCGAGGGCGGCGCGCAAGCCAAGUGCGCGGCGGACCCGGCGACGCCCGCCGGUUCGUCGGACGUCCGCGCCGGGAGCCCCAACCCCAGCGACAACUGCCAGGGAGGCGCCAACCGCCCCGCGAGCUCCGACUCGUCGGAGCCGGUGGAGUCGUCGUCGGCCGACGACUCGAGCUGCCUCACCGUCACCGAGCCCGCGGGCGCGGCCGCCGCGGUGCGGCCGCACGCGCCCGUGCUCCCCAAGGUCAUGUUCGCGGACUGGCUCGACAUGGACUACGGCACCAGCCUGGUGGCGCUGGGUCCGGACGCCGGCGUCUUCGACGCGAGCGGGCGCAGCCUGAGCCACCAGGGGUCCGUGCAGGUUGACGGGCCAUGCGGCGCGGUGGAUUCCCUGCACGGGCUCGGCGACGGCGGCAUCUGCUGGGGGUUCGACGACGCGGCGGCGGAUCAGAUGGACGUGCAGGGAGCAGGGUUCUGCGAUCUGCUCUCCAUGAGCGAGUUCCUUGGGAUCAACUAGGUGUCAAGAGUGUUCUUUCCAACGGUUCGUCGCGAAGCAUUCUGUGAAUCUGUUUCUUCCGUAGGCGAAAGCGUAAAUUGUGUGGUAUACCAAUGUGCAGUUAAAUAUAAUAUAUGCAGAGUUGAGUACAGUGCGCUCUGGUCUCGGAUGGUCGGAAUUGCAUGGUUACAAGUUUAUUUUUCCACCUGUUGAUUUGGACGAGUGGAUAAUAACUUUGUGCUUGUACAGCAUAGGCACAAAAGUAAA
Molecule: messenger RNA, 1237 nt
Organism: Panicum hallii
Lineage: Eukaryota; Viridiplantae; Streptophyta; Magnoliopsida; Poales; Poaceae
Product: transcription factor LAF1-like
Exons: 3
Coding region: 128-991 (287 amino acids)
Source: RefSeq, a predicted model, not a curated record